This is a messenger RNA of Ictalurus punctatus (channel catfish), 2138 nucleotides long. Its product is annotated as transmembrane protein 106C. Lineage: Eukaryota; Metazoa; Chordata; Actinopteri; Siluriformes; Ictaluridae. The transcript has 9 exons. The record is from RefSeq and is a predicted model, not a curated record. The coding region runs from base 336 to 1142 and encodes 268 amino acids.
AUGGAGUCCUGGCCAGAGGGGGCAGUAAUGAGCGCAGAUUGUCACAUAAACCUGCAUUCAGGCGCAGAAGAAGAACGCGAGCUGCAGGUGACGAGGAGAAGCGGUACACGGAAGGAAGUGUACUUAUUCUAAUUAGUGUGCCUUCAUUAGGGCAUUUAACCGUCCUGGCCAGAGGGGGCAGUAAUGAGCGCAGAUUGUCACAUAAACCUGCAUUCAGGCGCAGAAGAAGAACGCGAGCUGCAGGUGACGAGGAGAAGCGGUACACGGAAGGAAGUGUACUUAUUCUAAUUAGUGUGCCUUCAUUAGGGCAUUUAACCGUGGGCAGAGUCAGGAGGAUGGGCGGUGCAGAGGACAGCGCUCUGGUGGAGCGAGUGGAUGAUGACUCUCUGGAUGGGCGGGACAGACAGGAGGACAUCGCCCAGUUCCCAUAUGUGGAGUUCACAGGCAGAGACAGCAUCACCUGUCCCACCUGCCAGGGCUCUGGACGCAUCCCCUCAGAUCAGGUGAAUGAGCUGGUGGCAUUGAUUCCCUACAGUGACCAGAGACUGCAGCCUCAAAGGACGAAGCAGUAUGUUGGUCUGUCUGUGAUUGUGUGUUUGUUUGUCUGCUCCCUCGUCACCUUCUUCAUGUUCCCUCGGCCCGUCCUGGUGGAGGACGGAGGGAUACAGUCUGUCGUCAUCCAUUUUGACCAUGACAACAGCCGCGUGCUCAUUAACAUGACCAAUGCCCUGAACUUUAACAAUCAGAACUUCUUCACCGUGUUGGUGGACAGUGUGAACAGUCAGGUUCUCUACAUGAAGACGGUCAUCGGCACUCAGCAGCUCGACAACAUCAUCAGCAUCCAACCACUGAGCCAGAGACAGAUGAACUUCACUGUGACUGUGGAGAUUAGCGGUUCACUGUCCUACGUGUAUGCUUUCUGCACCAUGGCGAGCAUUAAAGUUCACAACAUUGUGGUGUUCACACAGACCUCAGUAAAAACCUCCUACGUGGUUCGCAGUGCACAGAACACACUGGAGGCAUAUCGCUACAUUGACUGUGGCGCUAACUCCACCCUGCACCACCCACCUGACCUUCACGGCUCUGUGCUGCCCCACUCAGGCCGGAGGACUCUGUACACACACACAGGCUCCACCCAUUAAACACAGAAUAGCACUGUUCGCAUCACGCUAUCUUUAAGCCAGCAAUAGUGUGAGAUUUCUCAGUGUAUCUUCCCAUUAACUGUGUGGCUGAGACGCUAAACUCUAACAUUGAAUUCCUACUGGAUAAAAAAAAAACCUGCUGCACUUCCUGUUUACAUUCGCGUCUCAGGUCACUCACUUCAGGCACAUAAAGGGUUAGCCCUUAGCGUUAGCAUUUUGUGUUUCUGUAUUUAAACUAAAAGGGUGGGAAUUUUGAGAGAUAAAUGAGUGAUAAGUGGGGAUAAAUGAGAUGUGAUAAAUAUGCUAAAUGCUAGCAUGUGGUGCUACUGCUGAACGGCUGCUGAUAUCUCAGGUCACUUUUAUUUCAGGAGCAUGUAGUGUUAGCAUGUGGCCUUAUAGACUUAAAGCAGAGAGACAUGUAUAUAAAUGAUGUGUAACUGAGAUGCUAAAUGCCAACAUGGAUAGUAAAAUUAAUAAAAGUGUUUGUGUUUAGUCUUAACACUUAGCAUUAGCAGUGUUCGCAUAAGAGUUUCUGUACUUGAAGAUAAAUUUUGCACUUUAUUUGCUUUUUCUUUUUAAUAUAUAUAUUAGGAUAUUUUUUGGUUUGUGUAAUUAAAUAUAUAAAUGUGAAGAUUAGACUACUCCCAUUUUUCUCUUGUUUAAAAUGGCAGCAGUGAAAUUUUAAUCUUUAUAUAAUGUGUGUGUGUGUGUGUGUGUGUGUGCGCGCACGCCUCUGGUGACUGUUUUGAGUCAACACACCAAUCAGAAACAGUGACUUCCUUUAGCCCCGCCCCCUGGCUUUAAUGAGUAAAACUUGGAGUUUACAUUCAUAAUUAAAUAAAUAAAUAAACAAACUUUAUUGCACUAAUUUAUCAGAUGAUCAAAGAGUUUUCGUUUCCUUUAACUUUACUGUCAGAAGAAGCUGUGUUUAAGAUAAAUUCUCUAUAAACAGGACCGUGGAAAUGAAAUUCUACACACAAUAAAAUUUUAAAUGAA